AAGUUUUCUUUUGCAAUCAGUUGCCGAAUAUACUGGUCAUUCGUUCAAUCACCUCUCAUUAUUCGCCUGCAGAUACUCGUCUACUUGGACGAGUGGGUACAUGCUGGAACCCGUUGCAACCGCACUUUUCACUUCUGUCCUUGGUGGCCAUAUAGGACAGCCGUCUGCGUUCCAGGCUGCUGCUCGAUUAAUGCGACGUUCUUCGGCAAAUAAUUUGACGUCUGAUUUCUUUAUUCCGCAACCAAGACGCGUCAAGGACAAGGGGAAAGCAAGGGCAACGGGGUUCCAGUUCGAGCAACACGAGUGCACCCCGGAUCGUUUGUCGCAAUGUCGAGAAUGGUCGUGUAUGGCCCGGCACUCGAUAUGGUGUUCAAAUCACCAUCGACGGCUUCUGAUGAAGGAGUUCCCUUUAGUUGAAGACAUCCCGUUCAGAAGUCGAAUCUCCACGCGAAUUCCCGCCACCCUACAUUCAUAUUCUUCUCGUCGUGUCGCUGUCCGUGCUCACGAUGGGCAGAGAAGACAUGUUUCGCGUACUUCGAAGACCGGGCCGCCGUCUGAAGAUUCCGGAGUUUCUUCUGUCGCCGACGAAGGUUCUGCAGCUGUUGAUGCAUCUCUCACACAUCCGGAAGUGGCGUCUGAGAUUCCACACGACUCUUCCGAUUCUCGGUGGGUUCUACCAUCGCUUCUCCUUCCGCCGGAUAAGAGCGCACAAGUAAUACAUUCCCUUCACCGUGUUACACUCAAGCCUCCAGACGACUUUGACAUUGAAGAGGCCUGGACAGUGUAUGGGUCUGUGAUUGAGGAACAUGCAAAACAUCUAACAAGCGUUUAUCUCCUCCUGCAACUCGUGGAGCACAUGUUGUACACGACUGGAAAAUGGUACGACUCAAAGACCGGACUAGAGGCGCUUCAUCAAUGGGGGGACCGGAUAAAACAUCUCUUGCGAACCCUGGAAUCUCGGAUAUUGUCCCCUUCUCGGUUUCACUAUACACACUGCUGUCUCGCCGCACGUGCACAUGCAUUAACCGGUGAAUAUGAGCUCGCGGCGCAGUACCUUCAAGCGGCACGGGCGUACAGGGAAUGCUCGCCGGUGGACCUCAUUGCGAUGUACCAGAGCAUAGUGCUGUCGAAAUUUCGCUAUUAUGAUGUUCGUCAAAUGGUCGCAUACCUGCUUGCUGAAUGGGACGACGUAAGCGCAUAUCUCGCCGUACCUCCACGCGAACCAUUUCCCCCCAACCCUGUCCGGCGCGCAUGGACACAGUUUUUCUUCGCAGUGACGGACCUACUAUGCCGUGUUCCAGAUGCAAAAGUGCUUUUUGCCCCGGAGGCGCGUCUAGACGUUAUUCAGAAGCAGCGUAUAGGUAACUUAUCAAUCCAAGCGCACUGCGCUCGUCAGCGGCCCCUGCAUGCUUGGGAGGUGUUUCGUGCGAUGCGCUCCCAAGGCCUCGCCCCACAGCUGGAGACUCACCUUGCUCUCGUCCGUGCUUUAACGAAAGAGGAAGCGAUGGGUCCUGCGAAGAAGGCCUUCUCUUACCUUGACGAAACACAUGCCAAGCCCUACCUGUCAACUGCACUCUAUUUGUGUGCCCAUGACGGCGACUUUGAACGCGCGGAAAUUUUUUUUGACCAGCUCUCACAAGACGAUCUGGUGACGAGGGAAGAUACAGCCAUGUUGAUGCAUUCGUACGCGGUACACGGCAAAGUCGAGCAGGUGUUGCACUUGUUUAAUGAGUUUUUUCCUGCGUUUGUGAAUAGCCGCGGGCAACAAAGGCGAGCAAAUGAUCCUCGGAAUGUCCAUUACGCUACUGUGCUGUAUGCUUAUGCACGUAACACCGACCUCGGUGGCAUCGACCAGUGGUUGGGGGUCAUGCAUGAGGCAGGUAUCAGGGUCAAUGUGGUCAUGUACACUAUGAUCCUCCAGGCCAUGGCCGUUAAGGGAGAUCUCGAAGCCCUAGGACUUGCGAUGAAGCGGAUGCAAAGCUCUGGGAUGAAGCCUACCGUCGCUACGUAUACGACCCUCAUUUCGACGAUGGCCAAGAUGCAGGAUCCGCUUACUGCUGAGAAGCUCUACAAGAAGGCUCUGGAAGAUGGAAUCAAGCCGAAUUCUCGGAUGAUCAAUGCACUCAUGACUGCUCAUGCUGAAGCGGGGUCAUGGAGAGGCGUUAUCAAAGUAUUCGACUAUGUCCGUUCGAUUCCCCAUAUACCAUUGACCAUCGACAUCUGCAAUAUCUUACUCAAAGCCUAUGUUCGGAUCGGAGCACCGUUCCGUAUCGUAGCGCGGCUAUUCACGAAACUCCAGCAAUCCUCUAUCACUCCUGACAAGUACACUUAUGUGCUAGUCAUCCUCGCUGCAUGUGAUGCGGGUCUCAUGCCAAGAGCCACGAAGCUGUUUGAAGAGAUGGAGCGCCUGGCAACAUCUGCCUCCGACAUCAAAGUUACUGUACACGUUAUGACGAUGCUCAUGGGAGGCUGGCUUCGGAUGAAUAAAAAGAAGAAAGGAAAGGCUGUAUACGACAUGAUGGUCUCGCGGGGGAUCCAGCCCAAUUCGAUCUCGUUUGGGGAGAUCCAGAGUGCAUAUGGUAUGGAACGCUCGGACGAGGGCCUCAAGCUCGCGGAGGAAUUCAUCGACACGCUGAUGAGUGCACCACCGGAGCACCGGACGUGGUUAGUCUCCCCGCGAAGAGGCAAGACGUCUAUGGACCACAUCUAUGCGCCGGUGCUGUGGGGGUAUUCGCGCAAGGUCCAACCAAGGGAUGUAGAACGGAUGUACCAGCACAUGUUGGACCACGGUGGCACGCCGUCAUUGGGAAUGGUCACUGCGCUGAUGGACGCCUAUAGGAGGACGAUGGAUAUCAACGCGGUGCUUCAGGUGUGGCCGCAGGUGUUCCAGCUGGGUUUACAGCUUACUCAACGGACAAGUGUGUUUGGGUUGGAUCAGGACGGCCGGGGCCAAGUGAGAGUUCGCGGAGACGUGCUGAGUAUUCCACUGUCGAUUUACAUGGAUGCUCUCUCCCGUGCCGCCCUUUUCACCGAGGUUGCCGCAAUCUGGAAGCGCUUCCAGGAUUACCAUUUCGUGUUUACGUCGCACAAUUACAAUCACCUCAUUAUCGUUCUUCUUCGCGCGGGAGAGAUCGAGCGAGCGUUUGAGAUCGUGGAGAAAGUGAUUUUACCAUAUCAGCGCAAGUACAAGGUGGUGGAGAACGAGCGAGAUGAGCAUCCGGAGACACCACUGGCGUUUGAGGAAUAUGAUAAGAUACUGGAACAAGAGCGCAAGGGUGACUGGGGCAGGGAGAGGAGGGAGUCAGGGAAGAUGCAUGUCGAUAUGUUCAAGCGGGAACCGUGGACGGAGCAGAUGAUGGUAGAGAAUGCGCGAGAGUACGACUACGCGCACCCACUUCACAUCCUGCAUCAAAUCUCCCCUGGAUGGAAUAUAUGGCGGCCUCACCGGGGGGCGAUGACCGCGCUGCUGAUGGUCUUGUUAAGACUGAAGGCAGGGCUGCUGUUGGAGGCAAUGGCUUUGCAUAAGCGCAACCCCGACGAGUUUCCGGCGCAAGGCCGUGAAGAGCUUCUGGCAGAACGCGAGGAGAGCGAGGCACUUCUGAACAGUCUGCAUGGACAGUUCCCCGAUACUAUCGAACAACUUAGGGUGUUUGAAAUCAAGGAGAAGAGUCGGUUGGUGAGCGGCUUCGAUAAGAAGUAUAGGCAGUUCGUGCCCAGAUGAUUUUGAUUUGUUGGGUUGGUGAAAAAUUGGUGGGCUAAGAGCUCAGAAUCCAUCAUCGGCUUCCCAACUGGUCAUCCUGCCGACAGUGCUUGCGAGGCGAUUACGCCCCAGUCGUCGGUCGAGAGGAGGUCAGACAGUGAGGCCGACGGGUGAAAGGAGGGGUGCUUAAAAUUUACUUGUAGAAAAGUAAAGAUGCGAAUAAACUACUACUAGUCGGGAGGCAGGUGUACAAUUCGGAAGAUAAUUUUCAUCGUAACAAUAGCUAUGGGGAGGCAAACAAGAACCUGGUUCCAUUGGUUUCAAAGCAUUUCGUCACAAUACGUAUACGCUGAGCCACGUAAGUGGAUAUUUACAGCUCGCUGACUGACAUCCAAU
Desarmillaria tabescens is the source of this 4096-nucleotide messenger RNA. RefSeq lists its product as uncharacterized. Lineage: Eukaryota; Fungi; Basidiomycota; Agaricomycetes; Agaricales; Physalacriaceae. Bases 101 to 3721 code for a protein of 1206 amino acids. Gene Ontology annotation, molecular function: protein binding. The record is from RefSeq and is a predicted model, not a curated record. The transcript is spliced from 3 exons.